Molecule: messenger RNA, 1155 nt
Organism: Hypoxylon fragiforme
Lineage: Eukaryota; Fungi; Ascomycota; Sordariomycetes; Xylariales; Hypoxylaceae
Product: transcription elongation factor
Exons: 3
Coding region: 172-1074 (300 amino acids)
Biological process (GO): transcription elongation by RNA polymerase I; DNA-templated transcription; regulation of mRNA 3'-end processing
Cellular component (GO): nucleus
Molecular function (GO): RNA polymerase II transcription regulatory region sequence-specific DNA binding; zinc ion binding
Source: RefSeq, a predicted model, not a curated record
CAACAUUUUACUUAUUUCAACAUCAAACAACGAACAUAGAACAUAAAACAUAAAACAUCCCACGUUGACAUCGACAUCGACAUCGACAUCGACAACCAUACCAACUCUCUCCAACUCCGAUACCGCCCUUUCAUCCACAUCCACAUUAUCGCACACCACAACUCGCCCAGCAUGGAUCAACGAGAACUCGAAGCGCGCAUCAAGGCCCUUCACAAGGCAUCUCAAUCCAAUGAGCCUGCUUCAAACCUGAUUAACAUUAUUGAGUCUAUCAAGAAUGCUAAGCCUACGGAAGAAAUGCUCCGCACCACAAAGGCAGGCAUUGUCGUCGGCAAGAUGCGCACUAACCCCAACAAGGAUGUCGCGAAGCUCGCCGGAGAAGUAGUCGUACUAUGGAAGAAGGGAAUCGAAGCCGAGAAGAGAGCUAGGGGUCUAUCUGCCGCGAAGCUCCAAAAGGGUUCUGUGUCUCCAGCCUCCAAGGCGGCUUCCCCUGCCCCGAAGCCCCUUGCCGGCAACAAGAAGGCGUAUGAGGGCGACCCGGAGAAACGUACCUUCAAGUCCGACAAGGUCGACAUCGGCCGCACCGACUCCCAGGUGCGCAACAACUGCAUCGGUCUCCUGUACAAUGGCCUCGCAUACCGCUCCCGCGACUCCGAGGAAAACGUCAUGCUGCGCGCCAUUGAGGUCGAAAACGCUGCCUUCAAACACUACAAGGGGGAGACUCCAGAGUACAAGAGCAAGAUAAGAUCGCUGUUCCAGAAUCUGAAAGUCAAGACAAACGCCGAGUUGGGCCGCAACAUCAUGGCGGGAACCAUCACCGCCGACCGCUUUGUCGUCAUGACCUCCAACGAACUGCUGUCGGCGCAGCAGCGUAAGGCCGAUGCCGAGCUCGAGCUCGAGAACAUGAAGAAGGCCCAGGUUCCCAUGGCCGAGAAGAGCAUCAGCGACAGCCUCGAGUGCGGCAACUGCAAGAAGAAGAUGGUCAGCUACUCCCAAGCACAGACCCGCAGUGCUGAUGAGCCUAUGACGACAUUCUGCGAAUGCAUGAACUGCGGAAAGCGGUGGAAGUUCUCUUGAUUGGUGCAACUACACUAAGACAGCCCCCCCCCCUUCUCCCCUCUUGUCUUCAUCCAGGGGCAGGCAAAAUAGCCAUAAGAU